UAACGGCUCCCGCAGCCUCUCGCGAGACUGCCGCCCCUCUCGCCUCCGCCCCCACGUCACCGGCAGACUAGACGGGGACAACAUGGCCGAGCGGAGGAGACACAGGAAGCGGAUCCAGGAAGUUGGUGAGCCAUUCAAAGAGGAGAAAGCUGUAGCCAAAUACCUACGCUUCAACUGUCCAACAAAAUCUACGAACAUGAUGGGUCACAGAGUUGAUUAUUUUAUUGCCUCAAAAGCUGUGGACUGCCUUUUGGAUUCUAAAUGGGCAAAAGCCAAGAAGGGAGAAGAAGCCUUGUUUACAACUCGAGAGUCUGUAGUUGACUAUUGCAACAGACUCCUAAAGAAACAGUUCUUCCACCGAGCAUUGAAAGUGAUGAAAAUGAAGCCUGAUAAAGAUACAAAAAAAGAGAAGGAGAAAGGAAAGACUGAGAGUGGCAAAGAAGAUGAGAAAAAGAGCAAGAAGGAAAGUGGCAAAGAUGAAAAGACUAAGAAAGACAAAGAGAAGGAAAAGAGAAAGGAUGGUGAGAGAGAAGAAUGCAAGAAGGAUGAGAGCCCAGGAACACCCAAGAAAAAGGAUACUAAGAGAAAAUUUAAACUUGAGCCACAUGAAGAUCAACUUUUCCUGGAUGGAAAUGAGGUAUAUGUGUGGAUCUAUGACCCAGUUCAUUUUAAAACAUUUGCCAUGGGACUUGUACUUGUGAUUGCUGUUAUAGCUGCAACUCUUUUCCCGCUUUGGCCUGCAGAAAUGCGAGUAGGUGUUUAUUACCUCAGCGUAGGCGCAGGCUGUUUUGUAGCCAGUAUUCUCCUCCUUGCUGUUGCCCGCUGCAUUCUCUUCCUUAUUAUUUGGCUGAUAACCGGAGGAAGGCAUCACUUCUGGUUUUUACCAAAUCUGACAGCGGACGUGGGUUUCAUUGACUCCUUCAGGCCCCUGUACACACACGAAUACAAGGGACCAAAAGCAGACUUAAAGAAAGAGGAGAAAUCAGAAUCCAAAAAGCAGCCAAAGUCUGACAAUGAGGAGAAAUCAGAUAGUGAGAAAAAGGAAGAGGAGGAUGGAAAAGUCGAAGCAACGGGCAACUCAGGAGCAGAGCGGCAUUCAGACACAGACAGUGAUAGACGGGAGGAGGACCGAUCCCAGCACAGUAGUGGAAAUGGAAAUGAUUUUGAAAUGAUCACAAAAGAGGAACUUGAACAGCAAACAGAUGAAGGAGACUGUGAGGAGGAAGAGGAAGAGGAGGAAGAGGAAGAAACUAGAUCUUUACAUGAAAAAUCCUAACUCACUGUUGUUGAGACUGAGUAUGUUCAAAAUAAUUGGGUUUUCUUCAUUGGCUGAUCACCAAAAUGUAGUUACAUUAACAUUCUUUCAAUUUGUUUGCUGAAAUACAUGUUAUACAAACAGUUUUAUAUUUAGUUUCUUCAUUUAAAAAUAUUUACUUGAUGACUUGGUACAAUCUGAAGUCAUUAAUACAGAUUUACAAAAGUUUUGUUAAUUGGACAAGUUUUCUGUCAGAUCUUAUGAUUUGUCUAGAGAGUACUCAAACACACUGAAGAACAUAGUUUCCCUACUGUCAUUUUCUGGAACUUGCAUAACUUUUCAAUAAGUAUAGCCUACUCAAAAUAGCUUUGUAAAAUGGUAAAUGUUGACCAACCGAAUUUCAGAUUAUUCCUAGUAUAUUAUUCAUUUGAUAGCUAGUUAAGUAAAGCACUGCUUAGCUCAUGGCUUUCUUGAUUUUUUAUAAAAUUGUAAGACAACUAGUUUUAGCAGAAGGUUAUUAUAAAGUAUUUUGCUCAAGACAUACAAGCUAAUAGUGCUUAUUUGGCUGCAGUGUUUUCAGUUUUGUACAAAUUGUGUACCACCAAUCUAAGAAGUCCAAACUGUUUUGUACAUCUGGGUUCUGAGAAAGUUGUCCUCUCUCAAGGAGGCAAAGGGAAUAGCACAGUUUGGAAACUAUGGGUUUCUUCUCCCCUCCUCCCCAUCAUAAUAUGAGAAGAAAUUAUUCUGUACAUAAUUUUAAAAUAAAACAACCCUCUUUAUUUUAACUGUUACUUAUUAUUUAGAAGUUUUAUCCAGAUUUUAAUUUGUAUAACUGAAGCCAUUUCAGGGUGUGUUUAUUAAAGAAAUGCAAGACAGAGGACCUCUUGGAAUCUGUAUGUAAUUGGUAGAUUUGUCCUAGGAACUUUAGUUUCCUGCCAACAUUCCAUGUAUUUGAGUGAGUAAACUGAUCCUUAUUAAACAAAAGCAGAUAACA
Molecule: messenger RNA, 2249 nt
Organism: Pelodiscus sinensis (Chinese soft-shelled turtle)
Lineage: Eukaryota; Metazoa; Chordata; Testudines; Trionychidae
Gene: SEC62
Product: SEC62 preprotein translocation factor
Biological process (GO): post-translational protein targeting to membrane, translocation
Cellular component (GO): endoplasmic reticulum membrane; endoplasmic reticulum
Source: RefSeq, a predicted model, not a curated record